UUCAUUACUUUUAUUGCCGUAGUAAACAAUAGAAAAUCAAAAGAUUGUGUUUUUAUUGUUUUAAAUUUAUAAAUAAAUAGCGCAAAUAGUCAGAUGCCGCAGAAAAAUAAAUUCCAAGAUGGUGAAAAAGUGCUUUGUUUUCAUGGACCACUUAUUUAUGAAGCUAAAUGUUUAAAAUCACAACUUACUAAAGAAAAAACAAUGAAAUAUUUUAUACAUUACGCCGGAUGGAAUAAAAAUUGGGAUGAAUGGGUGCCGGAAAGUAGAGUACUGAAAUAUAAUGAAACAAAUGUACAAAAACAAAAAGAAGUCCAACGCGCUCAUGCAGCAUCGCAAUCAUCACAGAAAGGGAAAAAAACAACGUCAGUAUUGAAAGGACAAGGGCGUAGAAGUGAAAGUGGAAGAGACAAAGAGUCAGAAAGUCGAGCAAGUACUCCAGUACCAACUAGUGACAAAAGUACUGGUCGUAAUAAAGCUAAUAGUGGUUCUGUAACACCAUCAUCACACGAUUCAUCUUCGGAUGCGCCUAGAAAGAAACGAAGCCGGGUGGAUCCAUCAGUAGAAACCGAGGAGCAAUUUUUAGCAAAUGUUGAAGUUAAAGUUAAACUUCCAGAUGAACUAAAGCCGUGGCUAGUUGAUGAUUGGGAUGCUAUUAUCCGUCAGAAAAAAUUAGUCACAUUGCCGGCAAGACAUACUAUCGAUCAAAUAUUAGAUGAUUAUGUCAAAUUUAAGACUUCUAGUAAAACAAAUACCCCCAACAAAGAAAGCGCAGUUUUAGAAGUAACGAGAGGCCUGAAAGAAUAUUUUAAUGUUAUGUUAGGAACGCAAUUACUGUACCGAUGGGAACGACAACAGUACAGUGAAAUAAUGUCAACAACACCUAACACACCUCCAAGUCAAAUAUACGGAGCCAUUCAUUUGCUUCGAUUGUUCGUUAAAUUAGGCAGUAUGCUGGCUUACACACCUCUAGACGAAAGAAGUAUCGCGUUAUUGUUGGCCCACAUUCACGAUUUUUUGCGAUAUCUCCAUAAAAACAGUAGCGAUCUAUUCAGUCUCCAAGAUUACGGGGCCGCGACUCCAGAGUAUCACCGCAAGUGCGGAUAAAAGGUAUUUUCUUGCAGAAGAUAAUAAAGACAUUCUUUUGAAUUAUCUACUCAUCAGUGACUGUCUAUAUCUUAUAUAGAUUAAUAAAUUAAUUUUUUUUAAUUUAAAAUCUUGUCAUUGACAAUAAUAUAGAUUGCCAAUUGACUUUGUUCAUUUAUACCUAUUACCUUGAUAUAUUUUUAAAUAUUUUUUUAUACAACGACUGUGUUAUCAGUAAAUCUUCUUGAUAUGUUUACUAAACUUUCUUUAUGAUAAGAUCGUAGAUUAAUUUAAAUAAAUCAGACAAGUACUUUAAAUUUUAU
Microplitis demolitor is the source of this 1406-nucleotide messenger RNA. RefSeq names its product mortality factor 4-like protein 1 (gene MRG15). Bases 94 to 1104 code for a protein of 336 amino acids. Gene Ontology annotation, cellular component: nucleus; NuA4 histone acetyltransferase complex. The transcript has 6 exons. Gene Ontology annotation, biological process: chromatin organization; regulation of DNA-templated transcription. The record is from RefSeq and is a predicted model, not a curated record. Lineage: Eukaryota; Metazoa; Arthropoda; Insecta; Hymenoptera; Braconidae.